Leptopilina boulardi is the source of this 1878-nucleotide messenger RNA. Its product is annotated as spermine oxidase-like. Gene Ontology annotation, molecular function: polyamine oxidase activity. NCBI's taxonomy places the organism in Eukaryota, Metazoa, Arthropoda, Insecta, Hymenoptera, Figitidae. The record is from RefSeq and is a predicted model, not a curated record. Bases 141 to 1751 code for a protein of 536 amino acids. The transcript has 6 exons.
GUUGUUUUACGGAAUUUUGACAUCUCAUACUAAUAACGAGAAAAAAAAGAUUUGACAUUUUUCAAGAAAAAAAUUUAUUCAACAAUUGUUUAAAAAUUAUUUUUAUGAAAAAUUCUCUGUUUUAAGAUUCAACAAAUGAAAUGCUCUGUAUGAAGUCCCGCAGUAAUAUUUGGAGAUUUCAACACUUUCUAACAAGAUUCUUUUCAUCGGACAAAGGAGGUGGUGGUAAGGAUGUGCCAAAAUGUGGGAAUGUAAACAAAUUCAAUUCGUGUUCAUUGGAUCCAUGUAUGUUGGAUCCAUGCAAACCGGAACCAACGGUUGUGAUUAUUGGUGGUGGAAUGGCUGGCCUUUCAGCGGCACAUCGAUUGGCUCAAUGUGGAUUGCAAAAUUUCACUGUUCUUGAAGCUACUGAUCGGCCAGGAGGAAGAAUACAUUCGUGUUGGUUGGGCGAUGUGGUGGCUGAAAUGGGUGCAACAUGGAUUGAAGGAGGAUGUGUGGCAAAUCCGGUAUUUUCCCUAGCAGCCCAAGAGGGACUUUUGAAACCACCACUUUUUCGUCCAGACGCAAGUCGAGGACUAUUUUGUACCACUGAUGGUCGUGCUAUUGAUCUUCCAGUUAGCAUUACAGCUUAUCAUACAUUUAAACAAAUCGAACAACAAGCGGCUGCAUUAUUUUCAAUUGGCUGUGGUAAAGGUCAUGGAUCAUUAUUAAAUUUUAUGGGCGUUCGAAUACAACAGGAACUUCACAAUUUUCCCGAAGAACAACGAUACGAUGCAGCUCGCGUAAUGUAUGGAUUGACAAAUUGUGUACGAUGUCGUUGCGGUGAUGAUCUCUCAUUAGUGUCAGCCGAUAAUUUUGGUAGUUACAUUGAAAUUCCCGGCGGCAAUGUGAGAGUACCAUUGGGUUAUGUUGGUGUAUUGGCGCCAUUAUUGAGAGAUUUGCCAAGUUGUGCAAUUAAAUAUUGUAAGCCAGUGAAUUGUAUUAGAUGGGGAGCUGUUAAUGAUUCAUGUCCAAGAGCAGUUGUUAAAACAUGUGACGGUGAAGAAUUUCCCGCUGAUUAUGUAAUUGUCACUGUUUCACUUGGUGUAUUGAAACAUCAACAUGAUAAACUUUUUUGUCCCGCAUUACCAGCUGAGAAAGUUGAGGCCAUUUGUAAAUUGGGCUAUGGUUAUGUUAAUAAAAUUUUUCUCGAAUAUGCAAAACCAUUUUGGGUAUGGCGAGAAGGUGGAAUUCGAUUUGCAUGGUCUGCUGAUGAAUUGUCCGAUCGCAGUGAUUGGGUUAAAGGAAUAUCAAACGUAGAGGAAAUUGCAAGUUCGCAGCAUGUGCUUUGCGCCUGGGUUUGUGGAAAGGAAGCAGCGGAAAUGGAAUUAUGUUCAGAUGAACAGGUAGUGAAUUCAUUAACACAGGUACUGAGAAAAUUCACAGGAGAUCCAACUCUUCCGUAUCCGACGAAUCUUCUCAGAAGUAGAUGGUGUAUGGACCAACAUUUUGCUGGAUCGUAUAGCUAUAUGGCAUUGGACAGUAAAGUCGGUCAUCAAUGUGACCUUGCUUCUCCCCUUCCAGGAGCUUGCGAGCCAGUUGCACCAAUUUUAUUGUUCGCUGGGGAGGCAACAAUUCCGGGACAUUAUAGUACGGUACAUGGGGCGAGAUUAAGUGGAAUCCGCGAAGCAGAAAGAAUAGUUCAAUUAACAAAACGUUAUGGUGGUCCACCGGGAAAUUUAGCGGAAGCAACAGCGUCAAAUUGUUCUUAAAUAAUAAUUGUCAUACAUUGUAAAUCGAAUUUUUUUCUCAAAAUACGAAAUUACAAUAUUCCGUUAUUUUUAAUUAAUUCCACUUUUUUGGCAAAAAAUUAAUUAUUAAAAAUAUUUUUCCAAAGAA